ACAUUGCAAUAGAAUUCUUUUUAUAAAGAUAUUAUUUAACCGAAUUUUAGAAUGAGAUUUGUUAACUUAUCUCUAUUUUUUUUUUUUUUUUUUUUUGAAAAUCAGUAUCCCCUCUAAGUGUGUGUUUAACAAAUUAUUAGUUCAUUAAGAAUAUGUUGAUUCGUCUAACGUACACUAUGAUUCCGGGUGGGUUUUUAUUUGUUUUAUGACAUUUGUAUAUUAAAUUCUGUCUUAUUAUGAAAGUUUUGAGCGAUAAAGUAAUUUAAUUGAUAUUCUGUGCACUGCUCCAAUAAUCGUAGAUUAUAAUAUCUAUACAUCGGAUAUUGUUACUAUUACCAUUACCUGUUUCACUUUAACCUUAUCCUAACAGUUACCUUUUACUGCAUUUAAACCAUCAACACAAAAGAUUAUCUAAAAUGUUUAAAUUUGAUCAGCAAAGAUUAGACUACAAGCUGAAAAGUUAUUGUCCCUUUAAAUAAAACGGAUCAUCACCGGAUAAACACAUUUUAAGAUUUUAUUGAAUCAGAUUUAGAAAAGUUUGUCGUUAUUCUAUUUCUGUUACUUUGCAGAUUACAAUACUGGAGAACUGUUAAUCGUAUUCGCCAUAAUUAUAUGCCCAGAGGGGUCAUUGUGAGGAUUACCUCAAAAGUUAAAGGAAUCAACAGAAGGAAAUGGGCGUUCUGCGAAACAACCGUCAUUAAUUAUCGUGGAAUGUUCACUAGAAAACAUGGAACUGGACCUGAGUGGUAAAGAGAGAGUUGAUAGAAUAACCCGCCUGGUGUUUGAUAGAACUAACCUCCGGAAGCUCCGAGACGGAAUCUGCGGCCUGUUGGAUAUUUAUCAUGAUAUUCUGGAGAAAGACUUUGAAUACGGAUGUUAUUUUACAAAUGACGAGAUAAUAGCCAGACUGAACGAAGUGAAACAAAGUACUUGGGAUGAUGUUCGGGAACACUUUAUUGAAGAUAGCUACCACUCGUACAGUACUGGCAACUUUACCGAUGAUGAAGUCCGAGACCCAGGCAAACUCAUUCUGGAUCUAGUUAACCAAGUCAUCAAGUGCAAAGAGGGCGUCUACCAAAAACUAGAGCAAAAGCACGUGGAAGUUAUGAAAGCUGAAGAGAAGACUGACGAAUACAGAGCGAAAGCUGAGGAGGCAUACGAAACGUUAAUGAACGAGAGGAGAGAGACGACCGAGAAAUUACUGGACGCAGCGAAAACCAAGACCAAACUAAAAUGUUUGGAACACUUAUACGAGGAGAAAUCCGAAAAACUACAAGAGUUACAAAGGAUAAGUACUGUGACCAUGUGGGAGAAGGAACGAGAGAAAGUAGUGAAGGAUUACCAACAAAAGAUAACGACUCUUGAAAACGAAAUGACUGAAUUGAAACAAAAUACGAGAAGUAUUUCUAGAAGAAUGUCGAGUAUUGACGACCAAAAUAAAAUGUUUAAACUGAGGCAAGAGAGAAGAGGGUCUAUUCAAGAGGACAAUUCCCCGGAUGUGGAUACUCUCAAACGAGACAUAUACAUCAGAGAUAAGGACAUUAGUCACUUAGAGGGGGAACUAUACGACCAGCAAAAGAUAUUUAUGGGAAUGGUAGCAGGAUUAAAAACAGAUAUAAGCAAAUUAAGCGAACGUUUCUAUGACGAGGAGACGUCGGAGAGAGAUCCAGAAUUUGUCAGCCUUCUUAGAAAUGUCACCAAAAUUUACGAUGCUAUGGCGGACGGAACCUUGCAGCAAGCCAAGCUUUUGAUGCCCCCUCAUUAUACAUUCCAUGAUAGAGAGGUGAAGAUAAAAAGAGUACGAAGACUAUCUAAAGCCAGCGCAUUGCCAAAACUUGGUGGUCUUGGGUAUUCAACAAAACCACUGCCAAACAUAAGCACAAAUGGGAAUGGAUCAACUAAGGAAGAAAACUCAACCUCAAACAACCUUCCAACAUUAACUGAAAAUCCCAUUAUUGUGGACCCAGUGACGAAUAAAAUGAAUGGACUUGUAUACCUAAGACAUUUCGCCCAUAUGUCUCAGAAGUUUAUUUUAGAGCACUGGACAAAGUUUAAGGAAUUUGACAAAAACGGGGACCAGUCAUUAGAUCUAACUGAAGUAUCAGAACUUUUACGAAGUAUAGGACUGCAAUGCUCACAUUCGCAGAUUGAGGAAGCAAUGGAUGAAGUCGAUCUAGAUCACUCUCAUACUCUGGACUUUUAUGAAUACUUGAUGGUGGUAGAUAAAGUAACAAGAAAAUCAGGGAAAGCCGCCUUAUUUAAACAAGGCAUGUCUAAACAACCUGAGGGUACAAAGGUUUGCGUGGUACAGUGACGGCAAGAGUGCUACUCAGAGACGUUCGCCUUUCCAAGUGACCUUGCAAGACUUGCUUUAAUUGAUGUUAAUACAGGCACGUAGAAUCAGGAGGGAGGAUGACCCCCCACCCCCAAUUUUUUUUUGGACAUCGUUCCAUUUGAGGCAUUUUCAUAUGCAAAGUAAAAUGUAUCGGGUGAUUAUUCCCUCUCUUCUUGUUUGUAGAAGUAUUAAAUCGUAAAAAUAGUUGAACAGAUGGCGAAAGAUGAACGCCACCUCCCGUAUUUCGAAGUUUGGACGAAGCAGGGUUAAGUGGGGGUGUGGGGGUAUUUUUCUUCUUCGUUUUCUUUUUUUAAUACUUUCUUACAAAUGAUGCUACGUGUCUGUAACAUACGCUGUACAUCUACGUGUCAAAUAGAUGACACAUAUCAGUCAUAUUAUGAUAACUGUUGUAUGACGUCAGAUACAUGCAUAUUUAAAAAGUUGUGAAUUGUAUUAUUUUCAUUACAUUUCCAUGAAUUUGAGAAACGGUAAGUUAUUUGAUUUCUUUCAACAUGUAUUCAUUUUCCGCUCUACAUGUAAUAUCCAUUUGUAUUCACGUUAUAUUGUUAUUGCAUUCUUGACAAUAAUUUUUUUUUAAAAG
Molecule: messenger RNA, 2936 nt
Organism: Ostrea edulis (European flat oyster)
Lineage: Eukaryota; Metazoa; Mollusca; Bivalvia; Ostreida; Ostreidae
Exons: 18
Coding region: 728-2314 (528 amino acids)
Molecular function (GO): calcium ion binding
Source: RefSeq, a predicted model, not a curated record